Molecule: messenger RNA, 1455 nt
Organism: Onychostruthus taczanowskii (white-rumped snowfinch)
Lineage: Eukaryota; Metazoa; Chordata; Aves; Passeriformes; Passeridae
Product: shematrin-like protein 2
Exons: 2
Coding region: 353-1309 (318 amino acids)
Source: RefSeq, a predicted model, not a curated record
AGGCAAUAAGAGCCCUCCUCCUCAUUAAGGGAGGGCUCCAAUCUUUAAUUAAUAAUAAUAAUAAUAAUUGAGGAAUAAUUAAUAAUAAUUAAGGAGCUUCCAGGCGUGGCAAUCCAGGCACUUUGAUCCCAAAAAAUUCCCUAAAAAAUCCCUAAAAUUUCCUAAAAAUUCCCUAAAUUAUUUCCUGGAGCGGCUCAGGGUUUGAAACCCCUCCCCCUUCAUUCCCAAAAAUCCCCAAAUUCCCAAAAAAUUCCCGAAAUUCCCGUUUAUAAAACACUAUAUUUGUAUAAAUGGCACCGUUUUUAUCCCAAAUUUUUUUUCCCCUUUUUGUUUUUUUUUUGCUGGUUUUGGGAUGAGGGGAAAAUUCCCAAAAUUUCCCCGAAAAUUCCCCAAAAAAAUCCCCAAAAAUUUGGGGUUUUCCCUCCCCGUUCCCUCCUUUUUUGUCUUAUUUAAUCCCCUCCUCCCUCCCUUUCCCUUUCCCAGAAAAUUUUGGUGGAUAGGAAUAAAAAUUCCCAAAAAAUUUUGUGGGUUUGAGUUUGGAUUUUGGGGGGAAAUGGGGAAAUUUUGGGGGGAAAGGGGGAAUUUUGGGGGGGGAAAGGGGAAUUUUGGGGUCUCGGCUGGCUCCUCUGGGGUCACUUUUGGGGUCACUCUUGGGGGUCACUCCUGGGGUCACUUUUGGGGUCACUGUUGGGGUCCCUCCUGGGGUCACUUUUGGGAUCGCUCCUGGAUCAUUUUUUGGGGUCACUCUUGGGGUCAUUUUUGGGGUCACUCUUGGGGUCCGGGGUCACUUUUGGGGCCUCAGGGAUCCAUCCAUGGUAGUUUUUGGGGUCACUCCUGGGGUUCUUUUUGGGGUCAUUUUAGGGGUCACUCGUGGGGUCCUGAGGUCACUUUUGGGGUCUCAGGGAUCCAUCCAGGGUCAUUUUUGGGGUCACUCCUGGGGUCCCUUCUGGGGUCACUCCUGGGGUUAUUUUUGGGGUCACUCCUGGGGUCCUGGGUCACUUUUGGGGUCACUUUUGGGGUCUCAGGGAUCCAUCCAGAGUCACUUUUGGGGUCACUCCUGAGGUCGUUUUUGGGGUCCAGGGGUCACUUUUGGGAUCGCUCCUGGAUCAUUUUUGGGGCUACUCCUGGGGUCACUUUUGGGGUCCCUCCUGGAUCACUGUUGGGGUCCCUCCUGGGGUCACUUUGGGGGUUCAGGGUCAUUUUUGGGGUCACUUUUGGGAUCUCAGGGAUCCAUCCAGGGGUCACUUUUGGGAUCGCUCCUGGAGCAUUUUUGGGGUCACUCCUGGGGUCAUUUUUGGGGUCAUUUUAGGGGUCACUCCCGGGGUCCUGGGUUACUGUUGGGGUCACUGUUGGGGUCCCUCCUGGGGUCACUUUGGGGGUCCAGGGUCAGUUUUAGGGUCCCUCCUGGGUCACUUUUGGGGUCCCUCCUGGGGUCACUUUGGGGGUCCAGGGUCA